GUCGCGAAGUGCCAACCCUAGUCCCUAACUCCCUCGCCGUUGCCCACUCCACCGCCGGUCGCCCACUCCAGCCUCUGCCUCCACCGCCGGUCGCCCACUCCAUCCUCUGCCUCCACCGCCGGUCGCCCACUCCGGCCUCUCCCUCCAUCGGCGGUCGCCCACUCCGGCCUCUCCCUCCACCGCCAGUCUCCCACUGCCUCUGCCUCCAAUGAAGCUUCCUAGGCAACCAGUCCAACCACAGGGCUAUUUGAGUGGCUGAAAUCAAAGUGUCUGCCAGUCAGUCUAGACGUCUAGUACUUUGUAGUUGAAAUUGCUAUUCCAGUUUGCACCAAAAUAAUAUUGGUUCACCUAUAUGACCUGACUAUGCGUGAAGCCAGUGACAACUUAGAGGACAUGAAUGCAUGAGAAAGCCAAUCUCAUUGGCUUCCAUCACUCCAAAUCUUUCCACCAUCAAAAUCCAUUUACGCGUUACUCCAAAAUUCCACCUUUCAACCUCUAUAGAGAACUGUAUUUAUCAUGGAGAAAAUGUCAAACACCUUGAAGGCACACAACUACUUCAAGAACCUUCAACAUGGGUUCAAAUUCAUUCACUUUGCAGAACUAAGUCUCUUCAUGCGCUCACCAUCAAGGUUGGCUCUACACCAACACAGCCCGUUUUCCCUUUCAACAAUAUACUGUCGAAGUAUGUUCUUUUUGGUAAUGUACAUGUUGCUCGGGAACUGUUUGAGGAAAUGCCGUUUAGAAAUGCUGUGUCUUUCAACACGAUGAUUGCUGCCUAUUGUCGAGAUGGGAAUGUACAAGAGGCUUGGGGACUGUUUUCUGAGAUGAGGAGGUGUGGAUUUAAGCCCACUCAGUUUACUUUCGGGGGGCUGUUGUCAUGUGAGUUCUUGGAUCAUUAUCAAGUGGUGCAAUUGCAUGCACUGAUUGAGAAGACAUCAUUGCUUAACACUGAUGCUACUGUAGGGACUGCACUGUUGGCUAUGCUUGGGAGGUGCGGGUGUUUACACGAGGCCUGCCAGAUUUUUGAUAGCAUGCCUGAAAAGAACUUGGUUACAUGGAAUUCUAUGAUUCUAUUGCUUGGACAACAUGGAUUUGUUGAAACGUCGAUGACUAUGUUUGUUGAAAUACUCAGGAGUGGAACGGAUUUGUCUGAGUACACAUUUGUGGGCCUUCUAUCUGGUUGCCUCGGGAUACAUGAUAUGGAAUUAGGAGAGCAAGUUCACACAGUUGCAGUGAAGUAUGGAUUGGAUAAUGCAGUUUCUGUUAAGAAUUCUCUGGUUAACAUGUAUGCCAAAUGCUCUGGUGCUCACACUGCAAAGAAAAUGUUUGAGGAGAUGGCAAUUAAGGACAUUGUUUCAUGGAACACAGUGAUUGGUGCAAUGGCAAAGAGUGAUACACCAGACAAAGCAUUGGGUGCUUUCUUGGAAAUAUAUGCUAAUGGAUUCUCCCCGAAUGAAAUAACAUUUGUUAGUGCUCUUCACUCCUGCUCUAGGCUGCAGAAUCUGUCAUGUGGAGAAGCUUUGCAUGCACAAGUUAUCAAGAAGAAGCUUGAAAAUGAUGUGUACGUGGGCAGUGCUUUGACGGAAUUUUAUGUCAAAUUCGAUAAAUUGGAAGAAGCACGUCGCUGUUUUAAUGAAAUAUGUGAAAAGAGUUUAGUUUCUUGGAACACAUUGAUGCUGGGAUACUCGAAUAGAGGCUCUCCUGAAUCCAUUUUGCUGUUGCGAGAGAUGAUCCGCCUGGGUUUUUAUCCGAAUGGCUUCUCAUUUUCUAUUGUUAUCAAAGCGUCAUCAGUGGUAGAAUUACUCCAGCUUCACUCGUGGUUGGUAAAGACGGGUUACCUCGAGCAUUCUUAUGCAUCAAGCUCUCUUAUAAGCGGGUAUGCCAAAAAUGGUUUGAUAACUGACGCCUUACGCUUCGUAGCUGUUAAUGACAUGCCGCUUGAUGUUGUCUCCACAAAUGUGGUAGCUGGGAUAUACAACAGAAUUGGCGAGUAUAACAAGACUCUGGAGUUAUUUUCCACACUCGAGGACCCCGACACUAGAUCUUGGAACAUUCUGAUCGCAGCUUGCUCUCGAAACAGUGAUCACAAAGAGGCUUUUGAACUCUUUGGACACAUGAGGAGAGCUCGAGUCUCUCUCGACAAUUACACAUACGUCAGCCUCCUCAGCAGCUGCACCAGACUCUGCAACCUCGGCCUGGGCAGCUCUCUUCAUGGUCUACUCAUCAAGAACGAUUUCAGCUCCUGCGACACAUUCGUCUGCAACAUCAUGAUUGACAUGUACGCGAAAUGUGGGAGCCUCGACAGUGCAACAAAGGUAUUUAACAACACCACCAAAAGGAAUGUCUUUUCGUGGACAGCUAUGAUUUCAUCCCUCGGCCUGCACGGCUAUGCCCACGAAGCGAUAAGGAAAUUCGACGAGAUGACUGGGGAGGGCAUUAAGCCUGAUAAGAUGGCAUUCAUGGCAAUCCUCUCAGCUUGCAGACAUGUUGGGUUUAUUGAACAAGGGAUGGCUCUGUUUGGGGAAAUGAAAGCGAAAUAUGGGUUUGAACCAGAAAUGGAUCACUAUUUGAUUGUUGUUGAUUUGUUGGCUAGGUAUGGUCAUGUUGCAGAAGCUGAAAAAUUCAUUGCCAGUAUGCCUUUCCCUCCAAAUGCUUCAAUAUGGCGUACUUUUCUUGAUGGUUGCAAGAGGAAAAAAGAACUUAUGUAUUGAGUCAUCAUAUUAAAUAAUUUUUAAAAAAAAAAAUUUGUAAACCCCAAAUGGAGAGUAUUUAUGGUAUCAUAGUAAAAAAUUGCACCUUAAA
Molecule: messenger RNA, 2802 nt
Organism: Ipomoea nil (Japanese morning glory)
Lineage: Eukaryota; Viridiplantae; Streptophyta; Magnoliopsida; Solanales; Convolvulaceae
Product: pentatricopeptide repeat-containing protein At3g58590
Exons: 2
Coding region: 402-2711 (769 amino acids)
Biological process (GO): RNA modification
Molecular function (GO): protein binding; RNA binding
Source: RefSeq, a predicted model, not a curated record